Molecule: messenger RNA, 6359 nt
Organism: Callorhinchus milii (elephant shark)
Lineage: Eukaryota; Metazoa; Chordata; Chondrichthyes; Chimaeriformes; Callorhinchidae
Gene: kif21a
Product: kinesin family member 21A
Exons: 36
Coding region: 245-5218 (1657 amino acids)
Biological process (GO): mitotic spindle organization; microtubule-based movement
Molecular function (GO): microtubule binding; microtubule motor activity; ATP binding
Source: RefSeq, a predicted model, not a curated record
GGAUCAGUGCAGCUCAUGUCGGGGCGGUUGCGGUUACUGUGGAUGUCACCACCAGUGCCGAGGAGCAGAUCUGUCUGCAAGUGUUGAGCUUCUGCUCCGCUCGAAUGAGCUGCGGUGCGCGAGGCGGCUGAUCGGCGUCACCUCCUGUAACAGGAGCGGCUGAGGAGCCGAUUUGACUUUAAUCGCUUUUCUCCUCCGCCGGAGAUUUGAGAGCUUUAUUUGACGAUUUGGUAUUUACGGUGCAAUGGCGGCGCCUGGACAAGAGGAUUGCUCUGUGCGAGUUGCUCUUAGAAUUCGUCCACAACUUGCUAAAGAAAAGAUUGAGGGAUGUCACAUUUGUACUUCUGUUAUCCCCGGGGAACCCCAGUUGAUUCUUGGAAAGGAUAAAGCAUUUACCUUUGACUUUGUUUUCGAUAUGGACACUCAGCAGGAUAGAAUCUAUGCAAAGUGCACAGAAAAGCUUAUUGAUGGUUGUCUUCAGGGAUACAAUGCCACAGUCUUAGCAUACGGUCAGACUGGAUCUGGGAAGACUUACACCAUGGGGACAGGAUUUGAUGUCAACAGUACUGAAAUUGAGCAGGGUAUCAUCCCACGUGCUGUCAAACACCUUUAUCUUGGUAUUGAGCAACGCAAGCAAGCUGCCAUUGAAAGUGGACUGCCACCACCGGAAUUUAAAGUUAAUGCUCAGUUUCUUGAGCUUUAUAAUGAAGAAAUUCUUGACCUGUUUGAUUCAGUUCGUGAUCUUGAUGCAAGAAACAAAAAAUCAAACAUAAAGAUCCAUGAAGAUGCAAAUGGAGGUAUUUACACUGUAGGAGUAACAACUCGUACCAUUAACUCAGAAGCUGAGAUGAUGCAGUGCCUGAAGCUGGGUGCUCUGUGUCGUACCACUGCUAGUACACAAAUGAAUGUUCAGAGUUCUCGCUCUCAUGCCAUUUUUACCAUCCAUUUAUGUCAAAUGCGUGUUUGCGUCAAAACUGAUGAGGAAUUGGACAACAAAGCAAUUAGUGAAUCAACGCAGAUGAAUGAGUUUGAAACUCUUACAGCCAAGUUCCAUUUUGUUGACCUGGCAGGUUCAGAGAGGCUGAAACGCACAGGAGCCACUGGAGAUCGGGCAAAAGAAGGAAUUUCCAUUAACUGUGGUUUAUUAGCACUUGGAAAUGUCAUAAGUGCGCUUGGAGAUAAAAGUAGGCGAGCUACUCAUGUGCCAUAUAGAGACUCCAAACUAACACGAUUACUGCAAGACUCCUUGGGAGGCAAUAGCCAAACAUUUAUGAUCGCUUGCAUCAGUCCAUCGGAUCGAGAUUUCAUGGAAACUUUGAACACACUAAAGUAUGCAAACCGUGCACGAAACAUUAAGAACAAAGUGAUGCUCAACCAAGACAAAGCAAGCCAACAGAUCAGUGUGCUGAGGGGUGAGAUAGCACGUCUACAGAUGGAACUUACAGAAUACAAGACGGGUAAGCGAAUCAUAGGUGAUGAUGGCGUGGAAAGCAUCAAUGACAUGUUCCACGAAAAUGGCAUGCUACAAACAGAAAAUACUAAUCUACGGAUGAGGAUUAAAGCUAUGCAAGAAACCAUAGAGUCACUGAGGGCAAGAAUAACGCAGCUUCUGAGCGAACAGGUCAACCAAGUUCUUGCAAAAUCAGGAGAUGGAAAUGAAGAAAUUAGUGCAAUGAUUCAGAAAUAUAUCCAAGAGGUUGAAGAUCUCCGAAUUAAAUUGUAUGAGAGUGAAGCAAUGAAUGAAAACCUUCGGCAUAAUCUUUCAAGAGCUUCAGCUAGAUCUCCAUACUUGGGUGGCACUUCCACUUUAUCCUUUGCUGGUUCAGUUCUUAGUCACGAAAAAGAAGUUAUGGAUGUCUUGGAGGUAGCUAAAAAGGAUUUAGAAAGACUGAAGAAAAAAGAAAAGAGAAAAAAGAAAAGUGUAAUUAGUGAGAACAUUGACAAUGAAGGGACAAAGGUAGAAGAGAGAGAUACCGAGGAAAAAGAAAAGAAUGAAUUAGAAGAGGAGGAAGGUCAAGAAUGUAGUGAUCAUGAAGAAGGUGAUGAAGAGGAUGCUGAGGAUGAGGAUAUAGAAAUAAGUGAAAGUUCGGAUGAAUCUGACUCGGAACUUGAUGAAAAAGUGCAUUACCAGGCAGAUCUGGCUAAUAUUACCUGUGAAAUAGCAAUUAAACAGAAAUUAAUUGAUGAACUAGAAAAUAGCCAGCGACGCCUUCAAACACUGAAACAACAAUAUGAAGAAAAAUUAAUGAUGUUGCAAAAUAAAAUUCGGGACACUCAACUGGAGAGAGACCGUGUUCUUCAAAAUCUAGGGUCCAUGGAGUCAUAUUCUGAAGAAAAAGCAAAUAAAAUAAAAUCAGAAUAUGAAAAAAAGCUUCAAGUAAUGAACAAAGAACUACAGAAGUUACAUACUGCUCAAAAGGAACAUGCUCGAUUGCUAAAAAAUCAAUUGCAGUUUGAAAAACAGUUGCGGAAACUACAACAAGAAGUAGGAGAAAUGAAGAAGACAAAGGUCCGUUUAAUGAAACAAAUGAAGGAAGAACAAGAACGAGCUCGUAUGACAGAAUCUAGGAGAACCCGAGAAAUUGCCCAGUUAAAGAAAGACCAGCGCAAGCAAGACAAUCAGAUGAGACUUCUGGAAGCUAAGAAACGACAACAGGAAAUUAUUCUUCGUCGAAAAACAGAAGAGGUUACAGCCCUUCGUAGACAAGCUAAGCCUAUGUCAGAUAAAGUAGCUGGCCGAGUGAAUCGCAAACUUAGUUUGCCAGACCCUGUUCCCGAGCCACCAACCUACACAAAUAUAUAUGAUUCGGACCGAUCAGCUGCCAACCUUAGUGGGCUUCAUAAAGGGAGGCUUCCUAGGAUCCAAGGAACAGCAGCAGACCGGUCUAAUGGGAUGAGAAAGAAGCAGCAGAGGAGGGUAAUAAGUAUAUACACUUCAAAGGCAGCUAGAAUGAAAUGGCAAUCACUUGAUCGUAGAAUUACUGAAAUCAUAAUGCAGAGAAUGACAAUUGCCAACAUGGAGACUGAUAUGAACAGACUUCUGAAGCAACGUGAAGAACUGACAAAAAGACUAGAUAAAGUGACCAGAAGAAGAGAAAAAUUUCAACAAGAAUGUGCAGAUGGUGAUAAAGCAAUUCAUAACAUUAAUGAGGAGAUCGAGUCACUGAGUGCAAAUAUUGAUUACAUAAAUGAUAGCAUUUCAGACUGCCAGGCUAAUAUCAUGCAGAUGGAAGAAGCAAAAGAGGAGGGGGGUACAGUGGAUGUCUCAGCAGUGAUUACUUCCUGCUCUUUGACAGAAGCUCGUUACUUGCUGGAUCAUUUCCUCUCAAUGGCUAUUAAUAAGGGGCUACAAGCUGCUCAGAAGGAGUCUCAGAUUAAGAUGCUAGAAGGUCGUCUGAAGCAAAUAGAAAUAAACAGUGCCACUCAAAACCAGCUGCUGUUUCACAUGCUGAAAGAGAAAGCGGAAUUUAAUCCAGAGCUGGAAGCUUUACUUGGAAAUGCUUUGCAAGAACUAGGUAGCAUACAUUUGGAAAAUGGAGAGGAAAGCAGCGAAGAAGAAACUGUAACUAGUCCUGGAGGAGAAGGCAGCUCACUGACAUCUGAUCUUAUGAAGUUAACUGGUGAUAUCAAACCAAAGGAUAAGGCACGACGGAGAACAACUACAAGAAUGGAAUUACUUUAUGCCGAUAGCAGUGAUUCUGCCUCAGAUACUGUUGCAGGAGAUCUUGCCAUGCCUGUGUCACUUCCGCCUGUUGCCGAGGUGCAAGAGAAUGAAAAGGACACUGUAACUAUGCAGAGUGACACUGCUUCAGCUAGGGAAAUUAUGGCAUCACCAUCUGGCUUACCUCUUAGAUUGGGCAGUAGCAUGUCCAGACCUCCUUCCAUAGCAGAAAAGAAAAUCCCUGACCCUUCACCAUUAUCCAGAAGGAAGAUAUAUGAUAGAGGGCCACUGACAGGAGAAAAAUUGAAAAUUAAAGAACCAAAACUUUAUGAUUCAGGAACAUCAGAGGCUAGUAUUUCGCCUCCUUCCUCUCCAAGUCGAACUCGUAAUGAAAAGAAUGUUUUUUCCCGCCUCAGUAAUUCCCAAGUCUCUGCAUCUACCACCCAGGACAAGUCUGAUGAAAGUGACUGCUCUCUUUCGGAGGUGCAAAGGGGAGUAAUUAACCUAUUUCCUAGUUCCAAAGGCAGCAAGGCUGCACCUCUUCAGUGUAUUCAUGUUGCUGAAGGACACAAUAAAGCAGUGCUGUGCCUGGAUGCAACAGAUGACCUCCUUUUCACUGGAUCAAAAGAUCGGACUUGUAAAGUAUGGAAUCUAGUAACUGGACAAGAAAUCAUGUCACUCGGUGGACAUCCCAAUAAUGUGGUGUCUGUUAAAUACUGCAGUUAUUCGAGUUUGGUAUUUUCUGUCUCUACAUCUUAUAUUAAAGUGUGGGAUAUCAGAGAUUCCGCCAAAUGUAUUCGAACAUUGACUUCAACAGGCCAAGUGUCAAUGGGAGAUGCAUGUUCAAGUACAAAAAAUAGGACCGUCACCAUCCCACCUGGAGAAAAUCAGAUAAAUCAAAUUGCCUUGAACCCCACAGGAAUGUUCUUGUAUGCUGCAUCUGGCAACUCUGUGCGAAUGUGGGAUCUCAAAAGGUUUCAAUCUACCGGAAAACUGACUGGUCAUUUAGGCCCAGUUAUGUGCCUUACAGUGGACCAGACUGCAAAUGGACAAGAUCUAAUUAUUACUGGGUCCAAAGAUCAUUACAUAAAGAUGUUUGAUGUUACUGAAGGUGCUAUUGGAACUGUAAGCCCCACCUACAACUUUGAGCCACCACAUUAUGAUGGUAUUGAAUCAUUAACAGUUUUGGGUGACAGUUUGUUCAGUGGGUCUAGAGAUAAUGGGAUAAAAAAAUGGGACAUGGCCCAACAAGAACUUCUUCAGCAAGUUCCAAAUGCCCACAAGGACUGGGUGUGUGCUUUGGGAAUUGUACCUGGCCAUCAAAUUCUUCUUAGUGGCUGCAGAGGUGGCAUUCUUAAGGUCUGGAAAGUGGAUAGCUUUUCACCACUUGGGGAGAUGAGGGGGCAUGAUAGCCCUAUCAAUGCCAUUUGUACCAACUCUACCCAUAGCUUUACUGCAUCAGACGACCAAACUGUGAGGAUUUGGCGUGCACGAAGAUCGACAGAUGGACAGAUGUUGGAUACUGCAGACACAACUGAUGAAGUCCACAGCAGCUGAACGUACGUGCAGUAGAAGACAUCAAGAAUAUACUGGCAUUGGCUGAUAGCACUCCAAGCACUUUGUGGUUGUUGAGUGAACUGUUCUAACUGGGUUGAAGAUAAACUGGAAUACAUACCACAGCUGCAGAUUUUCAUUUGCUCCAACCAUUCAAAUCCAUGCUAUUGUCAAGCCAUUUUCUUGAACAGGGAGNAAAAAAAGUAAUGAAAAUACAAUGCAUGACUGCAGCCUUUAGUGUGUGAAUAACUUGUGAUAGUCUUUUCAGUAUAAAGAGCUCUUAUAUUAAGUGUAUUCAGUCUUCAGUAGCUUUCAGCACAGCAAGGAAGUAUAUUUAAAAACAGCACGCAGAACAAAUCAUAAUCCUCAACAGCUAAUGAGAGUUGCAAUGUAUGUAAAGUCUGGUAUUGUGCUAAAAGGNUUUUUGCAGGUUUAAUAUACUCUGCAAUAGUACCCCUCAUUGUUGUUUGUUCUUGUGUAUGAUGCAAUUUUCUGAUUAAUUUAUGACUGUUACAUCAUUAUAAAGAGUGAACAUAGCUUUGUCCAUGUUCUCUACAGUAUUCAUGGUCUGUUACUCAAUAGUUAUGACUGAAUUUGUCCAGAAUGUGUGUGUGUGUUGUCAUGUUGUAUUGUUAUUAUGUUGUGUCACUCACUGCUGUCCUCUUCUCAGACCAUGUAGUGUCAAUCCAUUGAACUGUUUUUUGGGGAUAAGAGGAAAUGACCAUUGUAAUUGAAUGGAUAAAAGUGCUGCUAUUAACAGUGUGAAAUGUAUGUACAUUUAGAUUUAAAGACUAAAAUUAAAUAGACAGUUUCACCUGGAGUGGAAAUACAUUGUAUAUAGAAAGGUGUGCAAAAAAGAAAUGAUUUUCAUUGUGCCUGGUUGAUUUCCAGAUGCUCUGGAAUGUAGAUAAUUAAAUGGGGAUAUAUUUUAUUUAGUUUUAGACUUUGAAUGAUUAAUUUUACUAAAAAGCUUCAGAAGGUUUUAUGUAAAUAAUCCUCUAAAAUUGGAUUCUUUUAGGUUUUCCUUGAUUGUUUCUGAAAGGUUGCUUGUAUACAAAUAGCCCAAUAAAAUGUGUGCUGACCUGCAAAUUAGGUUUUAUUUUAUAAUUCUAGGAGCGUAGUGUGAAAUAAAUGAAAAAAUUAA